This is a messenger RNA of Syzygium oleosum, 4728 nucleotides long. Its product is annotated as DNA repair protein RAD5B-like. Gene Ontology annotation, molecular function: hydrolase activity, acting on acid anhydrides, in phosphorus-containing anhydrides; ATP-dependent chromatin remodeler activity; zinc ion binding. The transcript is spliced from 17 exons. The coding region runs from base 30 to 4058 and encodes 1342 amino acids. The record is from RefSeq and is a predicted model, not a curated record. Lineage: Eukaryota; Viridiplantae; Streptophyta; Magnoliopsida; Myrtales; Myrtaceae.
UCUCUCUCUCUCUCUUCUGCAACGCCGCGAUGACGACGACGACGACGCGCGACGUGGACGGCGGCGGCGAGGCGCCGACCGAGCGAUCGGAGAAGAUCGAGCAGAUCCGGACGUACAUCGGCUACGAGAUGUCCACGCCCGACGUCUCCUCCGCCCUCGCCCAGUCCCUGGGCGACGCCGACGCCGCCAUUGACCCCAUCCUCCGCACCUGGAAGGAGGUCCCUUUCAAAGUCAGGCGCGCCCUCGCCGGCGCCGGCGCCAGGAUCUCUGCCGGAACGGAGCCGGAACCGCCCGAGGGGACGGGAGACCCGAAGGUGCCUGUCGAUCCGUCGGGGACGUCUUCCGGCGAGCUUCCGAAGGCGGCAGAUGAGGAGUACCUCGGGGUGGAGUCCAAGGUAAUGGGCUGGGUGGAGGAGGACUUCGGUUCCGUUGGGGAUGAGAAGUCCCCUGUAGUAGGGGAGACGGCGUGUGAAGCAGAGGAGGAGGCGUCAUUUGAGAAGACCGUAGCCGAAACAGAGCCUGAUGUCGUCGUCCACGACGGUAUGCUGCCCAAAGAAAAAGCAUGCGGAGGAGCACCGGAAGAACCCCGGCUGGUUCGGCAGUCGGAAGCAAAGGGACGCGUUGAUUUCUCGAUGAUGUCGUUCGAUGAGUUCCUCAAGGCCACUGGUACGAAAGUGGUGGCCGAUGAGGAGUACCUGAGGAGCCAGAGCAUGGAGACGGGGACGAUGGUUCGGGUAAAGGGUGAAACUGACUCUGUUUGCGUAGAGAAGGCAGCUGCGAGAGAAGAAAAGAGUACGGUUAGAGCAGAGAAUAUGGUACCUGAUGCAAGAGAGGUAGAGAUGGUGUCUGAGGAGGGAUGUAACAGGAACCAGGGUAUGCAAGGGACUGGUCAAGGAUCGAUGGUUGAUAGAUCAUCUCAGAGGACCAUAAUCAAGGCGGAGCCCGAUGUCGUCAUCGUUGCGGAAAGUACAGUGCUAAGAGCAGAGGAAAAGAAGAAACUACGGGGCGAUUUGCAAGUCCAGCCCUGGGAUGGUAAGAAAGAUUUCAAUCCCAAAAAGAGGAAAGACAUGGGUGUGGAUCCAAUAGAUGCUACUCCAAUUAACUGGGCUAAACCGAAGCUUAUGCCGGAGAAGCACAUUCCGGGGUUUGACCAACUGGGGCCGAAACCCUCCGGUCUGAAAAGCAGAGUCGUUGAAGAUAGGAGUCUAAGUUGUGCUGUAGUGGAAGAUGCCGAUUUCGCAGUAGAGCCGGACUGGCAUUUGGUGGGAAGGAGGGUGAUCAAUGGGGUUUCAACCACCAAAGGAAGGAAAUUAAUUGAUAAUGAGAUCAUCCAUUUUAAUUUUCCUACCGCAAACUCAAGGAAUAAUUCACAAUGGAUAGUUCGUUUCUCUACUGAAAGACAUGGGGAGAUUGGUCGGCUUGAAAUGGCGUGGGCAAAAUGCGUUAUUCCCCUUGUGAAAUCUUCAAAGGUGAAGGUUUAUGGUCGCUGCAUAGCUGCCCCAGCAAACAUGUACAUAGGGCAAGAAAUAAUGUUGUAUGUAAGCUUUUAUAUGCACAAUUCUGUUUUCACCAAUAAUUCCAAGUCGUCCUGGAGGCUAGAUGAUCCAUCCAACAUUGACUCCACUGAAUAUCCUCUAUUGACCCUAUUCAAGUUGUUGCAGAUCAAACCCUAUCGAGAGGCUGCGUACGACCCAGAAGAGCUCAAUACGGGGAAAUGUUUGGGAAAUACAAAUCUAACUGUGCCAGCAUUGUCCACGGCCAUGACAAGAAAGAGUGGCCAGAAGUGUCUGGAAGAAAAUAAGGAUGAGCAAGCCAUCUCCGAGGCAGCCUUAAACAAGAUCAUUGGAUCUGCAGGUGUAUAUGACUUGGAGGAGUUGGAGCCCCCAGAUACCCUUAUGUGUACCCUAAAGCCAUACCAGAAGGAAGCUCUGUACUGGAUGUCACGGCAAGAGAAACAAACAUAUGUUGCAGGGAAUGCCACAAAAACUCUUAAUCCUUGCUGGGCAGAAUACCGUAUAUGCGAUGAGGCGGCCUCUUCUAUAUAUGUAAAUGUAUGCUCCGGCGAAGCAACCACACAAUUUCCGGAUGCUCAGCAAAUGGCAAGAGGAGGGAUAUUAGCAGAUGCAAUGGGGCUUGGGAAGACCGUGAUGACGAUAGCUUUAAUACAUGCAAGACCGAGCAGGAGACGUCCAGAUGCGCAAAAAUUUCUCACGGAGGAUGCUGAUGACGUUGAUAGCACAAAGAGAAGGAAGAGAGAUUCAAGCAUAAGAAACACGCAAAAAGUAAAAGGUGGCACUCUUAUUAUAUGUCCAAUGGCUCUAUUAAGCCAGUGGAAGGAUGAGCUUGAAACUCAUUCGAAGCCUGAAAGCAUUUCAAUUUUUGUACACUAUGGUGGGGAUAGGACAAAUGAUCCCAGGGUGUUCUCAGGAUAUGAUGUAGUCUUGACUACAUACGGCGUCUUAACGGCUGCUUAUAAGCAUGAUCAAGAUGACAGCAUAUUCCACAGAGUUGAAUGGUAUAGGGUAGUUUUGGAUGAAGCUCAUACAAUUAAAUCUUGGAUGACCCAAGGUGCUCAGGCUGCCUUUGCUUUGCUCUCACAUUUUCGGUGGUGUCUCACUGGAACCCCCAUUCAGAAUAACUUACAAGAUCUCUACAGUCUUAUCCAUUUCUUGCGUGUUGAACCAUGGUGCAACUGGGCAUGGUGGAAGAAGCGUAUACAAAGUCCUUAUGAGGGUGGAGAUGGAAGAGGGAUAAAGCUGGUCAGAAUAAUAUUGAACUCUCUGAUGUUGAGACGAACUAAAGAAAGCAAAGAUAAAGAAGGAAGGCCGAUACUUAGUCUCCCUCCGACUGAUAUACAAACUAUUGAAUGUGAACAAUCCGAAGCAGAACAGGAUUUUUACGAUGCGCUCUUCAGGAGAUCUAAAGUACGAUUUGAUCAAUUUGUAGCACAGGGCAAGGUUCUUCACAAUUUCGCAUCUAUCCUUGAACUUCUACUUCGAUUGAGGCAGUGCUGCAACCAUCCAUUCCUUGUCAUGAGCCGAAGUGAUUCCCAGCAGUAUGCAGAUUUGAACAAGCUUGCAAGAAAGUUCCUUGAUAUGAAUCCCCAUUCUGCCUCCUGUAAUCAGAUAGUCCCGUCUAGAGCCUAUGUUGAAGAGGUAGUUGACGGCAUCCGACGGGGCGAAAAUACAGAGUGCCCAAUUUGCCUGGAGUCAGCAGAUGACCCUGUGCUCACACCUUGUGCUCAUAGGAUGUGCAGGGAAUGCCUUUUGUCAAGCUGGCUUACACAUAGCUCUGGCCUGUGCCCAAUCUGUCGCCAAACGCUGAGGAAAAACGAUCUCAUUACGUGCCCUACAGAAAGCCAGUUCAGAGUUGAUGUUGAAAAGAACUGGAAGGAAUCUUCAAAGGUGUCGAAGCUUUUAGAUUGCCUGGAAAAUAUUCGGCAGUCGGGCUCUGGCGAGAAAAGCAUUGUAUUUAGCCAAUGGACUUCAUUUUUGGAUCUCUUGGAGAUACCGCUUAAGAGAAGAAAAUCCGGGUACCUGAGAUUUGAUGGGAAACUGGCGCAGAAGCAAAGGGAGAGGAUCUUGAAGGAGUUCAAUGAGACAAAUGACAAAAUGAUACUUCUGAUGUCUCUUAGAGCUGGUGGGGUAGGCUUGAACUUAACUGCUGCCUCUCAUGUCUUUCUCAUGGAUCCAUGGUGGAACCCAGCCGUAGAAGAGCAAGCAAUCAUGAGAAUUCACCGCAUUGGACAAAAACGAACUGUUUCAGUUAGAAGAUUCAUUGUGAAGGUGAGUUUGCUGUUUGUACUUUUCUCUCCUACGGGAAUUGGUCGAGCUAUGGGGUCAAAACACAUAGCAGGUACAUCUAAGAAUUUAGGCAUAUGGGUCAGACCAAGCUUUGAGCUUGCCCACCCAACAACACUUUUCCCUUUCACGUGCUGUCUGUGUCUGAACUCUGAACAGCCACGUACUGGUAUGCCUUGUAUGUUGGUCCUAGACCAAGUCCAAAGGGACUUAGCUUCGUGGGGGGUCAACUUACGAAAAAAGCUCCAACUUAAUUAGGUAGUCCUAGUAUAAAUAAACCAUGAAAUCCCAUUCAUCCAGUUCUCUUCAACUUCAAGCUUGACUUCUUGACAUCAGCCUAUUGUCCAAAUCUGACGUUCUCCACUGAAAUUUGUCGUUCUUAAGUUCAGAGCAUGCCAAUCUUUUCUGUUCAAUACAAAUUGGACAAACAGGUAUCCGUCUAGGUCAAGUCUCUUCAUUAUGUUGCGAUUUCUCGGUUAUUUUUCCAAAUGAGUUGAGCCAAACUGAACCUAGACCGAGUAAAAGAAAAAUCAAAACCAAUUUGGUAUUUCCUAAUGGAACUGUAGUCUUGAAUCUGUGAUUAGAGAAAAACACCGAUUUCAAGCCGAAAAAACUGCUUUUGUCAGAUUAGAAUGAUGUCAGUUGAAACUGAAAAUUGCGCAGGACACGGUAGAGGAGCGAAUGCAGCAAGUUCAGGCGAGGAAGCAGCGAAUGAUCGCCGGCGCCCUCACCGACGAGGAGGUCCGGUUUGCCAGGCUGGAGGAGCUCAAGAUGCUCUUCAGAUAGAGGAAAAAGGAGUGCCAAGAAUUUUGAAGAAAAAUCCCAAAUCCCCUCGGAUUUCUUUAAACUAAUCUUCCUGUAAUCUAUUGUACAUGGGAAAUUCAUGCUGACAGCUAAGGCUGAAGACCAGAUCUUUCAGCAUUGACUA